Tigriopus californicus is the source of this 4374-nucleotide messenger RNA. RefSeq names its product fibroblast growth factor receptor 4-like. Gene Ontology annotation, cellular component: signaling receptor complex. Bases 1494 to 4064 code for a protein of 856 amino acids. The record is from RefSeq and is a predicted model, not a curated record. Gene Ontology annotation, molecular function: ATP binding; transmembrane receptor protein tyrosine kinase activity. The transcript has 4 exons. Gene Ontology annotation, biological process: protein phosphorylation; multicellular organism development; positive regulation of kinase activity. NCBI's taxonomy places the organism in Eukaryota, Metazoa, Arthropoda, Copepoda, Harpacticoida, Harpacticidae.
GAAAUAACCAUAACGCCGUCGAAGACGCCGAGCCGAAAACAGUGAACGACAUUCUACGACCUCUCCCUGAGGAUUGUGGAUGACCCUCGGCCAGGACGAAGAUCUACCCGCUUAAAAGUGAGCACUACCUAGACCCCUUGGUCCACACACGGGAUCGGUUCCCCGUAAGAAGUCCUCCGUUCAGGAGCGAUCUCAAGUCUGAACCCGAUCUGCAACGAUAGCAUCGCUUUCUAGACCGAUGAGCAAGCGAACGAACGAACGAGGGAAUAGAGGGAAAAAAAGGAACAGACGAACGGAUGGACGGACAUGUCCAGGAGCUCAAGGGAGUAUCAGAGCGUCCACACGAAUAGAGGGCACUCACUCACUCGUGAUUCCCCGCAUAUCCACUGUCCCCUGUCCCAACGUCUUGUCGCCAGUCCCAAGACCUCGAACCUGUCUUCAGAUGUGAAGGAAAGAUCGAGGCGAGCGAGUGUUUUCCACUCAGUUCAUCAUCUGGCACACUCGAGUUAGGUGAUUUAUUCCCCCGUGUAAUUAGACCAAGACGCCAACGAACGACCGAUCGAAGUUCGACCGACUGCUCUUCCAGCGAAGAAGAAGAGGAAGAAGAAGAAGACGCGAUCUCGACGGAUUCAAUUGACAAAUCAUCAGACAGUAGCGGAGUGAGAGGAAGAAUCCUGAAAAGUGCAUAAAAAGCAUUGCAUUAUCUUCGACAUAUCAAGUUACGAGACAGUGGUGAGGCAAUCUCGUUUGGUGUGUGUUUUCGUCAAUCGUGAGUCCGAGAGCGAAACCGUCACAACUGUGAAGCCUCAAGUCAAACUGACUCACUGACUCGCUGACUGACUGAGUUUCCUACCUACUAACUAACUGAGUGAGUGAGGGAGUGAGGGAGGGAGUGUCAGGCUAGCUGUGUGCCAAGUUCCAACCUCCUCUUGAUUCCCCGUUGGAAUUUCUGUGGCAAAGAGCUCAAUGAUCCCAAACAAUGCUGGAAAUUUGCAUCCACCCUCGGGUCUCGAGUGAACGCAUCAACUCCCAGACAAGAUUGAGCUCUUACUAAAGUGUGCCUUCCCGAAGUUCCCUGGCUCCAUCUUUUGGCUACCACAAUGAACAAUUGGCUCUCCACCUCAAACUCAGCCAUGAUCCUGAUGGUGGUAAUGGUAGUGGUUUUGGCUCAAAAUGGAUCUGGCAAAGAUCUCGACACACCUCCCCAGUCGUCCCCGCCCCCUCGAUCCGCCAGCCUCGUGUCCAUGGUGACUCCAGAAGAUAUCGAUUCCGUGGCAGUGGAACAACCCCAACCUCAAGCACCGUUUUGGACCAAUACGAAACGAAUGCAAAAACAAAUAUAUGCCGUACACAUCGACUCAGCGGUGACGUUAAAAUGAGAGGCGGAUGGCUAUCCCACGCCCAAGAUCGAGUGGUUCAAAAACGGCCAACCCCUCCGUGACAUCAUCCGGCCCAAUGUGGUCCCAUUCAAAGUGAAGGACAGCGAAUGGCAGAUGAAGAUCCGCCAAUUCCGCAUCUCUGACGUCGGAUUCUACACGUGUGUGGUGUGGAACGACUUGGGACAGAUCCAGCAUUCCUAUCGGGUGGAAGCCGUACAAGCCGUGCACAAUAUUGCACUCUUGACGCACAUCUCGCCCAAUCAAACGGUGAUGGUGAAGACGCCCGCCACACUUUCCUGCCAUUUCAUAUCCGACGUGGGCCACUCCAUGUACUGGUAUCGCCCUGCUUUCCAGAUCACGGAUAUGAGCAAAUUCGAUACCACAGACGAGCGGAAUUUCGUUCAGUUGUUAGCCUCGGACAACGUGGAUCUGCAGCAAAAUGAGCUACACAUCAAACACGCCGAGCCGUCGGAUGCGGGAUAUUACUUUUGUAUCGCCCACACCAAUCAGGGCGUCUCUCACGGGAGCGUGCAUCUCACCGUCCUGACUCCGGAUGAAGCCGUGUUCGAGCGACCCAAGAAUCUGACCGUGACAGAGGGCGCCACAGCAGCCUUCUCCUGUCAAAGCCAUGUCUCUUUGAACGCCGAUACCAGUUGGUGGUUCCGGAUCGAUGAGGAACAUGAGAUGAAGAAGCUCGCCCAGAGCACCGAGGUGCUCCGCCUGAAAAACGUCACCAAAGAGGACACGGGCGAGUACGUGUGCGUGGUGAGCUUCAGCAACGAUGACCAACUCAGGUCCCCCGCUUAUUUACACGUCAAAGACGAGACCCUGAUGGAGGCCACCGUCUCACAUCAGGACUUCAACAGGCUCAGCGUGGUGACGGGAUCCAUCUUGGUGUUCGCCGUGCUGCUCAUGCUCAUCUUGGCCCUCAUGUACAAGCGUUACCGCCGCGAACGUGUUCGCAAGCAGCAAGCCAUCGAGCACGCCCGGAGCAUCACCCAGUGGACCAAGAAGGUCAUCAUCGAGCGCCAAGCCGCCCAUUUCGACCCGGACGCCCCCAUCAUGUCGCCCAUCAUCCGGAUCGAGAAGCAGAGCUCCGUCGUGAAAAUGAACACGGCCAACCGAUCUCGUCUGGGAUCGGAGAACACCACUUUGACCACCGUGUCCGAAUAUGAGCUGCCCUUGGACAAGGAAUGGGAAUUCGACCGGAAGCACCUCCAACUGGGUCCCACGCUGGGCGAGGGAAUGUUUGGAAAGGUCGUGGAGGCGGAUGCUUUCAACAUCGACGGCGAUGGCACCACGAAGACCGUGGCGGUGAAGAUGCUCAAAGAAGGCCAUACGGACCAAGAGAUGAUUGACCUGGUCUCUGAAAUGGACAUGAUGAAAAUGAUCGGCCACCACCACAACGUCAUCAACAUCAUCAAUCUCCUCGGGGUGUGCACUCAAGAUGGUCCACUGUACGUGAUUGUCGAGUACGCCGAGCAUGGCAACCUUCGAGACUUCCUUCGCAAGUUUAAUGAGGUCCACAACGAUGGCUACGAACGUCCCAACUCCGCCUCCUUGCCCAAUCGGCCCACCAUCUCAGCCCGGCAGCUCAUCUCAUUCGCCAGACAGGUUGCCAAAGGCAUGGAGUUCCUGGGCUCCAAAAAGUGCAUUCAUCGUGACCUGGCAGCGCGUAACAUCCUCGUGGCCAAGGACCUCGUGGUGAAAAUUGCCGAUUUUGGCCUGGCCAGAGAUGUCCAUGCCCAGGACUACUACCGCAAGAUGGGCGACGGUCGAUUGCCCGUGAAAUGGAUGGCGCCCGAAACAUUGUUCCAGCGGCGAUACACGACCCAGUCGGACGUCUGGUCGUUUGGGAUCCUGCUCUGGGAGAUCAUGACCUUGGGUGCAAGUCCUUACCCCUCGGUGCCGUCCCUUGAGAAGCUGUUCCAGCUGCUGCGCGAAGGCCACCGCAUGGAAUGCCCGGCCAACUGUCCCAUCGACAUCUACAUCAUAAUGCGCGAUUGUUGGCAAGCGGAUUCGGCCAGUCGGCCCACUUUUGCCCGUCUAACGGAGGACUUUGACCGGAUUCUCACCUACGCCUCACGGGACUACCUCGAUAUGGGCUUCCCUUUGGAGUGCACCGCCCUGUCCUCUUCCACCGAGACCAUGGUCAUUGGCCAAUCAGAGAGCAGCGGAUGCAGAAGUGGCCUCUCCACAUCGCCAUCCUCAUGUUCAGGGCGUGCCUCGAAAUUUCCGAGAAGCUCCUCGCCUAUCCAAUAUUCGUCCACGACCGGCUUGAGCUACUACGGUCCGCAUAUUUAUGGCAACCUGGCCAACAAUCAAGGCUAUCAGAACACCAAUCACCUGACUCCCCGUCCUCCCACAUCGUAUCUCAUCAACUCAUCAGUGCCCAAGGAUGAGCACGAGGGUGUCAACUACACCCCACUUCUGGCCCCGUCGUCCAUGCCGUCGGAGGACGAGGAUGAGUCAGCAAUGCACGCCCAUCCUUCUCCGCCAACGCUAAAGGAGAUGUACAUCAGCCACAGCCAAAGCCAAUCCAAUCCAAUCCAGUAUUGCGAGCCCAUGAAAGUGGACUUUGAAGGUCCAGACUCUGUGGAAUCCCUCGAUUCCGCCAUUGACGAGAUGACGCUAAAUGAGUACCAAGAGCAGUUUGGCCAACAUUUCGCUUCGAGCGCCUUGUGAGAGCUCUCCUUCUACGAGCUCCAUUUGAGCUCCAUUAGAGCUCCAUUUUCUCGAUCCUCCCCUCCUUGUCAGCUUCAGGUUCUCUCCUUUUGUCCACUGAAGACAUCUGGAUUGAACAAUCAUCUUGACCGCCCAAAUAAACAAUUACCAAUGUGACGCCCACAAAGAUUCAUACUGCACAAAUCUAUAGGUUCUAAGUGUUAGCAGUAUGUACCCAUUGGUUGGUGUAUUCAUUCAAUGCUACUGUGUCUUUAUGUUGUGCCAAAAUUCGAGCUUAUUAGAUUCUGAAAUAAACUACAUGGUUGUGAAA